AUGAACACAAUCCUCGGGCUGGUCCCAAGUCUUCUGAACCUCGAUUUCUCAUUCGGAUGGAAAUUCUACUAUGUACCAAUCAUGAGCUCAAAUUCCUCGAGCGCAACCAAAAGCGCCAAAAGCGCAAAAGAGAGCACAUCAAUUUCACCAUAUUGCGCACCCCCGCCUUACAAUGAUGUGAGCGGCCCCGUUAUCAUAGGCCAAGAUGGCAAACCUCAAUUCCUAUCACCAGAGGAAGAGGUGGAGCGACAACAUCGACUGCAGCAAGCGGUGCGCGAGAAGAUGUUAGGGUUACCACGAACGACCAAGUUCGAAUGGUACCAGGGGACGUCAGGAAUGUCAACAACAGAAACAUCAGGGGCUACAGGAACUGUGGAAGAAUUACAACUACCACCAUAUACACCCCGAGAUGAGAAAUGA
Molecule: messenger RNA, 420 nt
Organism: Penicillium griseofulvum
Lineage: Eukaryota; Fungi; Ascomycota; Eurotiomycetes; Eurotiales; Aspergillaceae
Exons: 1
Coding region: 1-420 (139 amino acids)
Source: RefSeq, a predicted model, not a curated record